AUGGCUCGGAUUCGGUACAGACCCUCGACUGAGGGAAUAAAAAAGACGCCUUGCUGGGUCAAGUGUUAUUGUUUUAGUUGCUGCAUUAUAAUUUUGGCUGCUAUCGCAAUACCUAUUACAAUAGCGCUUCUCAAAAAGGAUCUUAAAAUUAAGUUCAUGGGGGUAAUACCAUCGCCUGACGAAACAGUCUCGUAUGCAGAUAACAAUACUGCAUUCAAUGCUAACGCAGGAUUUCUUCGGUUUAAUGUCUUCAAUUCUCUCAGCGUUAAAACAACUGCUAUGACAAGCGCAAGGGCUUACUAUUAUUUUGGUCAUUUGCACGAAACGUACUACAAAGACAAGUAUUUUGGGAUUGGCAGUCUAGACGUACACCUGAAGGCUAAAUCUAAUGCGACAAUAGAUAUACCCUUCUCGAUCGCCUAUAGUACAAAUAAAGAUUAUCAUCUGAGUAUCAUCAACGAUAUAAUCGAAAAAUGUGGCUUCACUGGUCGCAAGCCACAACCAUUGCAAAUCUAUUAUACGGCAGAAUUUACCCAGAGAAUAGCGUUUGUAAUACUCACCAUCAAUAGUUACGAUGGCUUCACAAGCAUUGAUUGUCCAUUUAAGGAUGGAAAAGUGCCUCCAAUACCUGGUGUUUAUAUCG
Messenger RNA from Paraglomus brasilianum, 643 nucleotides. The record is from the annotation of a GenBank genome assembly. NCBI's taxonomy places the organism in Eukaryota, Fungi, Glomeromycota, Glomeromycetes, Paraglomerales, Paraglomeraceae.